This is a messenger RNA of Notodromas monacha, 1752 nucleotides long. Lineage: Eukaryota; Metazoa; Arthropoda; Ostracoda; Podocopida; Cyprididae. The record is from the annotation of a GenBank genome assembly.
AGGCUGUGUUGUGCGUCAUAAUGGCGAGUUGAAAAAGAAACGCGCAGUCGAUUAAAAAUGCGCGUGAAUAGUUUGAUCGCUUUUGUGACGCUCUCAUCGUGCCUUGUUUGCAUAUCGCACGGUUUUGAUGUUGAGCUGAGGGCUUUGGACGAAGGACCAAUCAAGGAAUAUGUUACUCUGAACGGCGGAGAAAGGUCAGCCAUCGUUUUGGCUGCCAACAGUUUGGAUGCCCAAGUUGACUUCCUCGUUUUGCAAGCUCACUCGCAAAUCAUGCCGGUCAGACUGUCUCAGGAUGCAUUUGGCAACGGGACGAAUGCAGUGACUGGCAACAAUGUGGGCAUUGCCAUUCCCGUUGGAUCCCUGAUCAAUGUGCAAAAUGGCACGGUUAUUGGUUAUGUGAUGAAUGGCCACGUGGCUCCCAUUAGAGUCCUAGUGGCUGUGGUUGGAUAUUCAGCUGAUGAUCCGAUUCCCGGUGGGUGCAAUAUGGAGUUUCCGGUGGCGAUUUCCCCGUUUCUGAUGCUCGCCUACACGGAAGAAAUCAAUCAGAUAGGCUUUCAAAGAGCUGGAUAUUCCUCGGGUGGAGGCAUUCUGUCCCUGAGCUGUGAUCUCGCCCGAGACUUCGAUGAAUUGAUCUACGAAGUUUUCUACUUUGACUUCCCCGAGAACGACGUCUCGGAAUCUACCUAUUUUUCCAACUUGGAAGUAUUUGUUACUGCCGAAGAAAUCCGCGCUCGGGGUGUCAAGGCGAUGGAGAUAACGACAUAUGUGCGACCCGAGGUCUUAUUCAACGCAUUUCCUGGCAUGGGAAUGAUUUACGCCGUCUUGGUGACCCGAAAAUCGAAUUUGACCCGAACUGCUGCUUAUGCUCCCAUCGUAACCUACUCGUGUCGUCCGUUUUCGAAUGGCGGCGAGGAUUGUAACGCUGUCGAUACUGUGUUCAGCUGGAUUCUUUGUGCCUUGGCGAUUUUUUGCGGAACCCUGUUGCUGUUGAGAGGACACAGGUUCUUCAAGACGCAGCUGUUUUUGAUGGCGUUUGCUGGCUUUUCCUUCAUGGGCUACAUUUUCUUCCGGAAUUUCAUAUUUCCGGAUCAUACCGCCAAUUAUUCUGCGAUGAGACUGGACCUGAAUUACUGGGCUGUGUUUGCGUCGCUGGCGUUGGUCGUCCCGAUCGUGCUGUCCUUCAAUGCCAAAAUGUUGAGCAUCGUUUCCAGCUCGGUCGUUGGAUCAUUUUCCAUAGUGUCAGCCUUUGACCGGUACAUGGGCGGAGCUUUGGUUUUCGCCAUCAUCAACGUGGUGCGGAGAGCCGUCAUCCCGGAAUUUGCACAGGCUUACAUUGUCUGGCCAAUUCAGUUGACGGACGUGCUCCUUCUGGGAACCUGGAGCCUCCUCGCUGUCCUCGGCAUCGCCAUCCAGGCCUACUUCGAGACCGGACGCCCUCCGUUCCCGCCGACCAACGCGGGCUUUGAGAACUCGGGCCAGCAGUCGGGAUUCUCGUCGGAGCGGUCGGGCCUGUUGCCGGACCGGGAACGACUCUUGUUCCCCGACUACGAGAGCUCGCGGCCGGCGAGUGCCGCCAGCAGCGUGGCGGCCAAGUUGCGGCGGUCGCGCGGGAGUCGAGCGGUGCUGGGCGAAGACGUGUCGGCGUCCGAGUCGGGCGCCGAUGACCCGCCGCCGCCGUAUUUUGCCGGGCGGGGCCAGGAUCCGAUGACGACGACGCGGGCGGGGUCGGAGUCGCCUGCCUUUUCGCGAUGA